Molecule: messenger RNA, 1597 nt
Organism: Perkinsus marinus ATCC 50983
Lineage: Eukaryota; Perkinsozoa; Perkinsida; Perkinsidae
Product: protein TIS11, putative
Exons: 1
Coding region: 34-1269 (411 amino acids)
Molecular function (GO): metal ion binding; mRNA binding
Source: RefSeq, a predicted model, not a curated record
CUUCUUUUAAGAUUACAUUGAUAUCUUGUUUAUAUGCCCGUACAUCCCUCUAGAGUGCAGACCAAGCUUCCGGGAAUGGGAGGCGUUGUCUCGACUGAUGGCACUUUUAAUCGCCCCGUUGACGAUAGUGCUUUCAAGUCACCGAACAUGUCAACUCCUCCGAGCUCCCCUUCGAGUCAAGGGGAAGGCAAACUGGGAGGUCGCAACCGCGAGGUCUUCAGCAAAACGCGAAUGUGUAAAUUUUUCUUGCGAGGCCAGUGCAAGCACGGUUCGGACUGCGGGUAUGCUCACGACUGGAGCGAGCUAAGGCAGGCUCCCGAUCUCCGGAAGACCAAAAUGUGCCAGCUUUAUCGCAAAGGGCAGUGCCCUAAUGGUGCUGACUGUGCUUAUGCACAUAGUCGCGAUGAACUCAGAGCCACUGCUGAUGUUUAUAAGACUUCCCUCUGCCGUUUUUGGAUGAAUGGUUCGUGCAAUGCUGGUUCCAAGUGUCGCCAUGCUCACGGUGCUCAUGAACUCCGUACUAGGGUACCUACUGCCGCUGGCACUGAUGCUGUUCUCACUGCUUCUACUACUAACCGUCUCGCUGAGGCUGCCGCGGCUAAUGAGGAUGCUGAUCUGAUGGCCACUGCUGCUUCCCUAGCUGCCACCCAGAAGGCGUCGUUGGGGUCUACUAUGGCUAUGAACGAUUACUUGGAACAAGCUAAUUUGUUAGAGCAGAUCGCGAAGACUCUCGAGCAGCUCAAUGAGACUACUGGGAGUAGCGGUUUCACUGCUGGUGAUGAGGUUACUCUCAGACUACGUUCCUACACUGGUGGCAGGGAUAUGGUCGCUGCCCUCCUGGACGACCCUCCGGCUAGUGCCCCUAGUGUUACCAACACUCUUCCCACUGUCCCCAUGGCUGGCAUGGACGCUGAUGCACCGGUGUUCGUCCCUAGGAAGUCCAUAAGUUCAAUAAGCAGUGAUCAGUUACAACAGCUGCAGGCGAUCAUUGAGGAGGCCGGUUACAAUGCACCAAGUGCUGCAGCUACCCCUGUGAAGGGUCCAUCGCCUGUCGUGGCUCCCACUGUACAGGGUGAUAGUCGCCCGCGUGGUUUAAGUGGUUGGAAGCCUUAUGAGCCCUCCAAUGUGAAUUCCCGAAGGUUGAGUCAAAUAGCCACUAUUCUUGAAGCUAAGAGGAGACUCUCUAGCUUCAGCCUGGCCCCUCCCGGUAUCAUGCCUGGUCAGAAUCUUCCUCCUAUGCACAGUCCCAACAGGGGGCCACUUGCGUAGGGUCAGUAUAGGCCUUGUACAAACGUUCGUCAUACUCGGAAGCAUCCGUCAUAUCAUCACUAGCGUCUUGUGUGGACAGUUGGUGAUGAUUUCCGUAUUAUUUUUGCCGGGUAUGGGCACUGUGUGAUAGACCCUCUUAUCCUCUUGCAACUGACGAAGGCGUUAGGCCGUUCAAUUCCUCCACGCUGCUGGAUUGGCAAAUGCUGUGAUUAUCGUCGUUGUUGCCAGUACUAAUACUAUUGCCGCACUGGAGGUUCAUGUUGAACUCUAGAGUCGAUAGUAACGUUGAUUACGUACCAGUUAUAUUAUAUAACACCUUUUCGUUCAA